Danio rerio (zebrafish) is the source of this 2392-nucleotide messenger RNA. The record is from RefSeq and is a predicted model, not a curated record. NCBI's taxonomy places the organism in Eukaryota, Metazoa, Chordata, Actinopteri, Cypriniformes, Danionidae.
UUAGAAGAGCGAAACUUGAUGAUCGGCUGUGUGUGAAAGAUAUGAAACCAAGUUUGAAAUGUUUAAUUUCGGAGAGAACGUGGAGCGUAAGAUGUACAGCAGUACACCUAUAGGUGGAUUUACCUUCGGUGGGUCUGUCAGAGUCAGUCAAGCUCCACUCACUUUAUCAGAUGAGCAGAAAGAUCAGCUCUGUGCAUCAAUUGGCGAUGUGGAUCUGACUCUUCUCUAUAAAGCUUCAGUUCAUGGAUAUAAAGCUUCUGCCUUUCAUCAGAAAUGUGACAAUCAGGGUCCCACUUUACUAGUAGCCUACAAUCGUUCAGGCUACAUCUUCGGUGGAUACACUAGUGUAGAUUAUACUCAAAGUGGCCAGGAAAUUAGGGAUGAGGCAGCGUUUCUGUUUAGCUUUCAAGGCAAUACCAGCCUUUUCAUCAAGGCUAACAGCGGAUGUUAUGCACGAUAUGAUGGCGAUGAAGGACCCAACUUUGGCAACAAGUUGUACUUCUGCAACAACAACCAACCAGUUGUGUCUAAUCGAGGAGCAUCCCAAGGUGGACUGUUUGGAAAUGUUAGCGCAAUGAAUGCAUUCAAUUUUAAUUCUUCAACACUAUAUGGAAACGACUGUGCCCUGACUGAAUGUGAGGUGUACAAAGUAAAGCAGACUGAAAGCCCUCUGUCAGACUAUCUGAAGCCAUGGAGGAAUGUUCUGUGGACAGCCGAACAAAAAGCAGAGCUCAUGGAAAUGAUCAGGAAUUAUAAACCCCUGACAUCUUCUGUCAGCCAUAUUCGAAUCCUGAUGAUUGGUCCUGUUGGUGCUGGAAAAUCCAGUUUCUUCAACUCUAUAAACUCCAUCUUUAUGGGUCGCAUAACCAGCAAAGCCAUGUCAGGAUCUGCAGACACCAGUCUGACCACACAGUUUCGAACUUACCCAAUUAAAGAUGGUCGUGAAGGAAAGCCAUUGCCGUUUGUGUUGUGUGACACCAUGGGCCUCGAGGAGCAAUCAGGAGCAGGACUGGACAUUGAGGACAUCAGCAGCAUUCUUCAAGGACAAAUACCAGACCGCUAUAAAUUCAAUCCAGUCACACCAUUUCAACCUGAUGAGCAAAAGUCCUCCAGAUCUGCGUCUCUACAGGAGAAGAUCCACUGUGUGGUGUACGUGAUCGACGCCACCAAAAUCUCCCUCAUGUCUGAGAAACUAGAGGAAAAACUGUCUGCCAUACGCAGAAAAGUCAACUCACUGGGCAUUGCUCAGAUUGUCUUGAUGACAAAAGUAGAUGAAGCUUGUCCACUAGUGCAGGAAGACCUUCAAAACCUUUAUCUCAGUUCCUACAUCAAGACGAAGGUGCAGGAGGUGAGCUCUCGGUUGGGUGUGCCGGUGUCUUGUGUUUUACCGGCGAAGAACUACAGUCAGGAGCUGAAGCUGGAGCUCAACUGUGACGUCCUGCUUCUCACCGCUCUACAGCAGAUGCUCAACUUCGCUGAUGACUAUCUGGAUGAUGUUGCUCCUAUGUAGGAGCAGAAAAAUAUGUAGAAUACCAUCACCUUGUCAGUUGCAAAAAAUUUAGUUUGUUUACAACAAUAAUGGUAAGGUAUUUGAGUACAAAGUAUUAGAGUAUUGUGCUAUAUAACACAUUAGGCAGCUUUUACUUGGUUUUAGUGAGUUUGUGAUUCAAAAUGAGCUUUGAAAACAUUUUUUUAGGGUAAUGAUAAGACAAGUCGACUUUGGAAAGGGGGUCUUGCAUUGAAAUUGUCAACAUAUAUGCUGUUUGCUAAUAGCUAUUAAAAAAUAAAGUGACUUCUUAAUACGGAAUGAUUUUAAGAUCAAUUUCUGUGCAAAGCGGACUGGACUUGACAACAAAUCAACUCAUUAUUGAUAUUUAAAAAAUAAUUCAGCAUGGGUUUAAGAACUUACGAUAUACUCACACUCUGGAAGCUGCUUCAAAUGAGUAAAAAAGUGACCAUUGUACCUUGAAACUGUUGAGUUCAUUACACAAAAAUACAUAGUUUCAUAUUAUACAGUCAUAUUUUUUAAAAACCAUACAUUUUAAAUACCUGCAGCAAAGUGUUAGAGGUGAAAGUGCUGGAAUUAUCCAAUUUGUAUGAAAUUUGGGUUCUAAAGAAAGCUCAUCAGACAUAUCCCAUCCUCUUUUUGAUUAAUUUCAAACCCUUCCCUUGGGAUCUCGGUAUAGAAUUCCUUUGACAUGGACCAACAGAUUAAGUUUUUCAUUUGAUUCUUGUGCAACUGAUUUGCAGAAUUUUAAUGGGAAGAGGUAGCCCCUGUUUUAAUACUAUUCAUGUGUUGUGUGAUGUUGGUCUUAAGUGUGUGGUGUGGUAUGUAUCUUGUAAAUCUAUUACGCUGCAGAACAAAUCGCCCCAAUAAACAAUUUAUACAAUA